AUGUAUACCGAGUAUAACAACGCGCCGUCCACGAGCUUGGACAGGCUAUACAGAGCGACCAGUGACUCGCUCGACCUGCUCGCCACGCUCGCAAGGCUUCGCUGGCCUGGCCUGCAGGCGUACAUUCUGGCAGGGACCCUACGGUGCGCCAUCCUGCAGGAGCGCUUGGCGGUAUUUAAUGAGCCUGGCGAGUUGCUGAGUCUGCACGCACACAUACAGCAGUGCUUCAAAGACUAUACCCUAGCGUGGUACGACCUGCAAGACAGGUACAAUGCGCUUUCGGGCCCGAUAUUUGGCAUGGCCUUACCCUCGACAGCACCUCACGGUGGGAUCGGGCCCAUUGUGUAUUAUUUUGUUUUCAAUCAUCGAAGAAUUGGCCCUUUCAAGACCGUGGAAAAGGCAUCCGCCGCGCUUUCUAGUUCCCAGCAGUACUUUUAUGACAAGGAGAUACGUCCGCUGUGGGAGGAGUCCAAGAAUACUACCUCAGCCUGGCAAGCUCUGAGAACGGAAGUUCGAAUUCGGAUUCAAGCCGCUGGACUACCAAUGCCAGAAGUCAAUGUUGACGUAUGA
Molecule: messenger RNA, 570 nt
Organism: Penicillium samsonianum
Lineage: Eukaryota; Fungi; Ascomycota; Eurotiomycetes; Eurotiales; Aspergillaceae
Exons: 1
Coding region: 1-570 (189 amino acids)
Source: RefSeq, a predicted model, not a curated record